Molecule: messenger RNA, 186 nt
Organism: Strongylus vulgaris
Lineage: Eukaryota; Metazoa; Nematoda; Chromadorea; Rhabditida; Strongylidae
Source: the annotation of a GenBank genome assembly
AUGGACAAGGCGAAGAUGAGUGAAAGCGUCAAAGCUGAGCUUUGUCGAAAGUACUUUAUCAUUGGACUGUUUUGUCUUCCGUUAGUGUGGCUGACGAAUUUUGUUUGGUUCUUUGGUGAUGCGUUCUGUCGACCAAGUUCUUCGACUAAUCCUGUCAUUCGCAAAUACGUUAUCUUGAGCGCAUUC